Messenger RNA from Chrysoperla carnea, 1404 nucleotides. Its product is annotated as gastrula zinc finger protein XlCGF52.1-like. The transcript is spliced from 2 exons. Gene Ontology annotation, cellular component: nucleus. The record is from RefSeq and is a predicted model, not a curated record. Gene Ontology annotation, molecular function: zinc ion binding. Bases 10 to 1101 code for a protein of 363 amino acids. NCBI's taxonomy places the organism in Eukaryota, Metazoa, Arthropoda, Insecta, Neuroptera, Chrysopidae.
UUAUCUGAUAUGUUUAUGGAGUGUACUUCCAUACAGAUUAAUUAUAAUGAUAAUUUACCCAAACAAUUGUGUGAUAAUUGUAUAUAUCAAAUAAAUCAAUCAUUUCUAUUUAAAAAGAAUUGUCUACGUAUUGAAGAAUCUUUACUUCACUAUGAAAAACAUAAAAACUUAUUCGUGGAUGAUGAUAAUAUUAAUAAUGAUCAAUUAUCAUCAACAGACACAACAACUACCAGUGAUUUUAGAAUAAAUGAUGAUAAUACUGAUGAGGAUUUUAAAACCGCAGCUGAUGUUGAAUAUCUUGAAGAGGAUAUUAAUAAUGAUAACGACGAAAACAUCAUAAUCGAAGAGAAAUUAAUUAUCAAAGAAGAAUGCCCUAAAGUGAUAUGUCCCCAAGAUGAUGAUACAAACUUCGAAGGGCUAAAAACCAAAACAAGCCUCAUUCCUAAGAAAACGAACUUAGAUAAAAAUGGUAAUGAUAAUAGUAAACGUAAAUUUACAUGUGAGGUAUGUUCAAAAUCGUUUAUAGCAAAAAGCCAUUUACGAACGCAUUCGUUUGUACAUACGGGAGAAAGGCCUUAUAAAUGUACAAUAUGUAAUAAAUCUUUUACACAGUCAAAUUCUUUAAAGACACAUCAAUUAACACAUUCAGAUGUUAAACAAUAUCAAUGUGAACAUUGUAAAAAAUUAUUUCGACAUCGUAUUGCAUUAUCACAGCAUUUAUUAAUUCAUAAGGGUAUAAAAAAAUACAAUUGUACAUAUUGUGAUAAACGUUUUACACAAUCAUCAAAUUUAAAUUAUCAUCUACGGACACAUACCGGUGAAAAACCAUAUGAAUGUGCUGUUUGUCUGAAAACAUUUGCAAUAAAAGGUAAUUUAACUGUACAUGAACGUAUCCAUACUGGAAUUACCCCAUAUAUAUGUUCAGUAUGUCUGAGGGGUUUUACUGAUUCCUCUAGCUUAAAGAAACAUCAAAGAGUUAAACAUAGUCAAGAGUUAAAUAAAAGUGUAAAGAUAAAAGAUGAAAAUAUUAAUAUAAGUAACACUGAAAUCGCCGCUAUUUUCAUAAUUAAAAAAGACAGUGAUGAUGAUAAUGCUAAUUGAUUGUAUGUGUCAAAAGAGAUGUUUUUAUACUACAUGUUAAAUUACAAAGUUUAUUUAAAAAUUCAUGCCUAAUACGAAUUCAAUUUUAAGUAUUAUUUCCCAAAAGAUGUCAUGUGCCAUACAUAGCUGGUCGCAAAAUAAGUAGAUUUUUAUAUUCUAUAUAUCAAGCAGCGUCUUAUACAUACACGAAGUAGAAAAUAAUUAACGUUGAAUUUGUAUUGGACGUAAUCUUUCAAACAAGCUGUAUGUAGCGAUUUGUUUUAUACUGCAUAUUUAAAUAAAAUUAAUUUAAUUUAUAUAUCA